Messenger RNA from Eupeodes corollae, 2579 nucleotides. RefSeq lists its product as uncharacterized. The coding region runs from base 356 to 2194 and encodes 612 amino acids. The transcript is spliced from 3 exons. Gene Ontology annotation, molecular function: chitin binding. Lineage: Eukaryota; Metazoa; Arthropoda; Insecta; Diptera; Syrphidae. Gene Ontology annotation, cellular component: extracellular region. The record is from RefSeq and is a predicted model, not a curated record.
GAAAGCUUGUACUUUGUUUUAAAAUUUGAUACGGUACACAUCGCGCACGGAAGACUCAAAAAUUAUAGUGAUACGGUCGUAAUCAAUCAGUAAGAAGCGGAAAAAAGGAAAUUCAACUCAAAAACGAUUUCAAACGAUCUUUAAAAAAAGAGAUAAGUUAAAAACAAAAAAAUGAAAACAAGAAAGUAGUGAUAGAUCAUAAGAUUGUUAAAAUGUUAAUUACGUUUUUUAGUGAAAUUGAAUAAAAACAAAGAAAGUUCAAUUUAAAAAAAGUGCUAAAUAAAUUGAUUCAAGACAUCAUCUGAACCUGAUACAAAAAUAAAUUAAAAAAUAAAAACAAACAAAACAGGAUACAAUGCUGCCCAGAAAAGUUCAUAUAAAUUGGCGCUUAAAAUCACUUUUCAUUGUUUUCGUUGUCCUUGACACAGUUCCUCAACUUGCCUUCGCCGACAUUGUGAUCAAAUGCUCAAAUAUCGAUGAAUUUUAUUACUCUGUUCCUGAAUCGCACUGUACGUCCUACUACAAAUGUAACGCACGGGGAUAUCGUGAGAUUAAAGAAUGUGGGCCAGGAUCAAUGUUCGAUUUCUACACCCAAACGUGUACAAGAUCAUCAGGAGUUUGCUAUGAACCAGUCUGUACUGGACGAACUAAUGGAAUAUAUCAAGAUACCACCCAUGCCUGUCGUCGCUCUUACUCAUGCUUUUCAGGGCGGCUAGUUAGUAUCGAUAAUUGCCCGCCGAAACAUCUACACAACGGCAUGCAAUGUGUCAGCCAAGAUUUGGUAAUGUGCGAUCUUCCACAAAACACGGCAAUAGCGUUUCCCUUUUCUGGCGACAACCGAUGCGUGGGUAAAGAAAAUGGACUACAUCCAAUCAACAAAUGCAAUGAAUACAUCAAGUGUCGUAAUGAAGAAGUCGAGAAUGUAAAUCGCUGCCCUGAAGGUUACCUCUUUAAGGCGGAGAGCAAUAAGUGUACCUUGGAACGAUUUGUGACGGGUUGCUCUGAAGAAAAUUUAUUACCGAGCAAUGAGCUAUUGUGCAGAGAAAAACGUGAUGGAUCCCACUCUGAUCCUUCGUCAGAAGAUUGCUCCACCUACAUCACAUGUAAGAGUGGCAAGUUCGUGUCACAGCAACAAUGCGGCCAACAGGCGGUUUUUGAUGGCUCGAGUUGUGUGCCAAGCAUUCUGUUUCAAUGUCGAUUCAAGGCAGAUCUGAAAGCUUACGAGGAUGUGUGCCGAUCAAAACCGAAUGGAUUCUAUAACAGCCCCCAGCACGGUUGCAACUACUAUGUACGUUGCAUGGGAGAGCGGGGCGUUGAAAUCCACCAAUGCCCAACCGGACAGUAUUUCGAUCCCGAGGAUCGAAAUUGUGUAUUUGAGAAAUUCGCCGAUAGACAAAAGUGCGUGCAGAAAGGUAUUUCGCAGGAGUGCAGUGGCAAGACGACUGGUUUCUAUCCCGAUGCUGGUUGCCAAUCGUAUUUCCACUGCUAUAAUGGCCACAAGACACAAUACAAGUGUUCUUCAGGAAAAAUCUUUAACGGCGACAAGUGUGUUCCUAAGUCGCAGUUCUCAUGCAAUCUUGGUGCAGAUGAAUUCUGCCUCAAUCGUUCUGACGGCUAUUACAAAGAUUCGACUAGUGGCUGCCGUUCCUUUCACUACUGUUCCAGUGGCCAUAAGAUCACCUAUCUGUGUGAAGAUGGACACACCUUCGAUGGCCAGAAGUGUGUUCGUUUGAGCCACAAUAACCAAUGCCGCACGGACUUCCAAUGCUACGGCAAGUCCGAUGGGUAUCAUGCGGAUGUCCGUUCAAAUUGCAGAAAUUACGUUUUUUGUAAGAACUAUGAGAAGAUCACUCAACUGACAUGUCGCGCUGGCAACGUCUUCAACGGACAAAAGUGUGUCAGCCCCAAUGAGCAUGCCUGUCCGAGUUUGUACAAUUACCGUCAGUUGAAUUGUAUGCCACGGCAGUGCUUGGAUCAACAAUGCGCUACUGAUGGAUUCUUUCCAGAUAUCGAUUCGGAAUGUAGGUCGUAUUUCUUUUGCAUAGGAGGAAAGGCGUCGGCAUUGACAUGUCCGCCGGGGAAGCUAUUCAAUGGCGAGAUAUGCGUUACGGAGGAUACAUUUACGUGUCCUGUUUAUUGUGAUACAACCUCUAAUACGGGGAUAAUGAGUUGUCCACUGGGUGGACUUAAGUAGAUUUAAUUAUUUAUAUAUUAUUGUAUGUAUGUUUAUUAAUUUAUGCGAUAAGCUCUAUAAUUUUGUCUUUUGUGAAGAAAUUUAAAUAAUUACUCAAAUAGAGUUCUAUGUCACAGAUAUUAAAUAGCUUAAGAGUUUAACAUAUUUAUUUAACUUUAUUAUCUGUGGUUAAUAUUUUUAAUCUAGGUAUUAUUUUUAUUUUAAUAUUUAAGUUAUUUUAGUUGGUAAAGCAUAUUAUAAAAGUGAAAGAAUACAGUGAUUUAUUUUAAGUAAGAUAUGUUUUUUAGACCAAGUAAAAUUUGUAUUGCUAUUUUCAAUUGGUAAAAUAAGGCAGUUUACUUUUUUACUAAUGUCAAAAUGUUGUUUUCUUUUUGUGUUCCAUUGG